This is a messenger RNA of Brassica oleracea var. oleracea, 891 nucleotides long. Its product is annotated as probable pectinesterase/pectinesterase inhibitor 25. Gene Ontology annotation, biological process: cell wall modification. Gene Ontology annotation, molecular function: pectinesterase activity; pectinesterase inhibitor activity. The annotation marks the transcript as partial. The record is from RefSeq and is a predicted model, not a curated record. The transcript is spliced from 4 exons. NCBI's taxonomy places the organism in Eukaryota, Viridiplantae, Streptophyta, Magnoliopsida, Brassicales, Brassicaceae.
CAUGUUUUGAUAUACUUUUUUUAUUUUUUUAUACAGGUUUUACGUAAAACAUGCGACAAUGACAAAGAUUGUCGGAAAGCUGCCCGGAAGCUGGGUGAGCUUGGGGUGACUAGCGGCGGUUCCAUCCUUGUCAGUCAAGCGGUUAUCGUCGGUCCAUACAAAUCCGACAACUUCACAACCAUUACUGAUGCAAUAGCAGCAGCACCUAAUAACGCUAGACCGGAGGAUGGUUACUUUGUCAUAUACGCAAGGGAAGGUGUCUACGAAGAAUAUAUCGUUGUUCCAAUCAACAAAAAGAAUUUAUUGCUUAUGGGAGAUGGAAUCAAUAAGACGAUCAUUACGGGGAACCAUAAUGUUGUUGAUGGUUGGACUACGUAUAAUUGCUCGAGCUUUGCGGUGACUGGAGAACGGUUCAUGGCAGUUGAUGUUACAUUCAGAAACACAGCUGGACCUGAGAAGCAUCAGGCCGUGGCCUUGAGAAACAAUGCGGAAGGAUCCACUUUCUACCGGUGUAGUUUUGAAGGCUAUCAAGAUACUCUCUACGUCCAUUCUCUUAGACAGUUCUAUCGCGAAUGCGAUAUAUAUGGUACCAUCGAUUUUAUAUUUGGAAACGCAGCUGCAAUCUUUCAAAACUGCAAUAUAUAUGCUAGAAAACCAAUGGCAAAGCAGAAGAAUGCAAUUACAGCCCAUGGAAGAACCGAACCAAACCAAAACACUGGAAUCUCUAUCAUCAACUGUACCAUCAAAGCCGCACCAGAUCUAGCAGCUGAUCCUACCUCAACCAUGACGUUCCUAGGACGGCCAUGGAAGCCUUACUCAAGGACGGUUUUCAUGCAAUCAUAUAUUAGUGACAUUGUUCAACCAGUGGGAUGGCUCGAAUGGAAUGCUUGA